CUGUGUGUGUGUGUGUGUCGGAGCAUCUCCUCUCUGCGAUCAGCAUCACGGGCUUUAAUCGCUUCUUUUCUUCCAUCGCAGGAGGAGGCGUCUGUCUGUCUGUCCAACUUGUGGAGCGUCUGUCCUUCUGUCUCCGCCUGAUCGCUUCUCUCCACACACACGCGCGUCGUCUUCAGAGUGCAGUCGGAAGUUUUUGGAGACAAUAAACCGGUUUUGCUGCCCUUUGGAGGGAGUCGCCAGCCAUCCCAGAAGACUCACCACAUUCUCGCCUCAAAGGUAGUUGAAGCAAACAGCCGUGUGUGUGCGCGUAAUUUGGGAGCCAAUCAAGCAGCCAUGGAAGGGUUCAUGAAGGGUUUGUCCAAAGCCAAGGACGGGGUCGUGGCCGUGGCGGAGAAAACCAAGCAGGGAGUGACUGGAGCAGCCGGGAUGACGAAAGAUGGGGUUAUGUUUGUCGGUACUAAAACAAAGGAUGGAGUCUCAACAGUUGCAGGUAGAACUGUGACUGGAGUGGCUCAGGUGGGUGGAGCCAUGGUUACCGGGGUUGCCACUGUGGCGCAGAAAACUGUGGAGGGAGCAGGAAACAUCGUCGCUGCCACUGGAUUGGUCAAGAAGGAUCCUGCCAAACCAACUGAGGAUGCCUCACCGGUACAGACUUUGGCAGAGUCACCGAUUGACACCGACCCUGCUGAUAUUACAGAGGAGGACUCUGAUGACUGAACAGCUCGAGAGCUUCACAAUCAAAGAUCGAUGAACAUUCCAUGUUGCUCUGCCAAGUCCAGUCGUGCCUCGUUUUGGUCCUUCAUGGAGUCUGUGCUCAGCGUCCGUGUGUGUGUGUUCCUGUUUGUGCUGUUAUGUACGUCUGUGCAGUAUAAAUGUUGUGGUGACUGAGAGAUGUGUGAGUGAUUUUUUUUGUGUGUGUGUGUGUGUGUGUGUGUGUGUGUGUGUGUGUGUGUGUGUGUGUGUGUGUGUGUGUGUGUGUGUGUGUGUGUGUGUGUGUGUGUGUCUGUCUGUUUGUGCCUUUUGCACAUCAGUCCUGAAAGGGACCUCAGGUGUGUUUCGUGUUUCGUCUGUGACCAGCCGUCAUUUGCAGUGAUUCCCUCCCACUGAGAAGACCACCUGGUCACUGUGCGUGUGCGUGCAUGCGUGUGCGUGUGUCUAUGUGUUUCUUGUGUGGCUAUGUCAAUAACUCAAACAUGAAAAUAUACCACGAUCCACAAACACCUAAGUGUCUAUAUAAAUGAACAAUUUACAGUGAUCUGUUUGAAAUGGAAGCAUAACGAUAUUCUCUAUUUUUGUCUGUAUACUGUCACUGUUUUUUGCGGUGGACUAUAAAGUGCUGAGCUAUUUGUGCAUUCAUAUAAGUAUUUUUUAAGUUGUCACUGCUGUGACAGAUAUAUAUCAUACUGAAUGGACUUUUGAAAACCCAACAGCAUGGAAACUAAUAUUCAGCUUAACCGCUGUGUUAUGAAUUUACUGGGAUUUAAAUGUUGAAUAAAACAUGUCAAAUGUG
Acanthochromis polyacanthus (spiny chromis) is the source of this 1510-nucleotide messenger RNA. RefSeq names its product alpha-synuclein-like. The record is from RefSeq and is a predicted model, not a curated record. Gene Ontology annotation, cellular component: neuronal cell body; axon terminus; cytoplasm. Bases 334 to 717 code for a protein of 127 amino acids. NCBI's taxonomy places the organism in Eukaryota, Metazoa, Chordata, Actinopteri, Pomacentridae. Gene Ontology annotation, biological process: chemical synaptic transmission; synaptic vesicle endocytosis; synapse organization. The transcript has 6 exons. Gene Ontology annotation, molecular function: cuprous ion binding.